GUUUUUCUGUACUUUGUCCUUAGAUUAAUAAUUGUAUUUAGAUUCAUAAUAUUUUUGAAAGUUAAUUAAAAUUGUAUUUUUAUAUAUAUUCACUUUUUUUGAGGGUUUUAUUGAAAAAGGCUACAACUUAAGGGUUUUUUUUUUUUUUUUUUUCACUAUAUUAAUAAUUGCAUUUAGAUUCAAAAUAUUCCUGAAAAUUAAUUAAAAAAUGUAUUUAUAUAUAUAUCCACUUUUUUAACCCUCUCGUAUUUUUUUAUUUUUUAUUUUUAUUAAUUUUUUUUUAUAAAAAAAUUGUAGUAUCAGGGUGUCCGUAUCGUAUCGUAUCUUCCUAAUACAAGACGCUUCUCUCUCCAUCUUCUCUCUGCAAAUAAUAAUUACUCUUUAAACAUCUUCGAUCUUCGAAUAUCAACAUCUUUCUCUCACUUCUUUGCUCUUCGUUCUUCAAAUUCGCUGUUUUUGAUAUUUUCCAGGUAAACCACAGAGCCACAGAUCUUCUCUCUCAUGCCAACAAGAUAAUAAGCAUUCAGAUGCCCAAUGAUGUUGAAAAUCCCAGAGAUGGCGAGGCCCAUAAAGGCUCAGAUGUCGUUUCUUCUUCUAGCGAAUCCCAAGUGACAUGGUAUAGUAGCUUAGUUCAACAAGCAUCAGUCUAUGGUAUAGCUGGCGGAUACUGCAUUUCGGCAUCAUUGCUCUCCAUCAUCAACAAAUGGGCUGUCAUGAAAUUUCCUUACCCAGGGGCACUAACUGCUCUGCAGUACUUCACAAGCGCAGCUGGGGUCCUCAUCUGUGGGUGGCUCAAGUUAAUAGAACGCGAUCAAUUAGAUCUUUUGACAAUGUGGCGGUUCCUACGAGCAGCAGUUAUAUUCUACCUCUCUCUUUUCACCAACAGUGAGCUACUUCACCAUGCUAAUGUUGACACCUUCAUUGUCUUUCGUUCAGCGGUUCCCAUAUUUGUCGCACUAGGAGAGACUUUAUACUUGCACCAGCCAUGGCUGACAAUGAGGAUGUGGAUCUCACUUGCCGCCAUCUUUGGUGGUAGUGUGCUUUAUGUUAUAACAGAUUAUCAGUUCACUCUCAUGGCUUAUAGCUGGGCCUUGGCAUACCUUAUAAGCAUGUCCAUAUAUUUUGUCUACAUUAAACAUGUGGUCAUGACCAUUGAUCUGAAUACAUGGGGUCUUGUGUUGUACAACAAUCUUGAGGCUCUGAUGCUGUUUCCAUUUGAGCUGCUUAUUAUGGGAGAGUUGAAGAAGAUAAAACAUGAAAUUUCGGAUGAGUCAGAUUGGUACUCAUUUCAGGUGAUUUUGCCAGUUGGGUUAGCAUGUCUAUUUGGUUUAGCCAUCUCUUUCUUUGGGUUUUCUUGCCGCAAGGCAAUUUCUGCAACAGGAUUUACUGUUCUUGGCAUAGUGAACAAGGUAUUGACAGUUGUCAUUAAUCUGGUUGUUUGGGACAAGUAUUCAACAUUUGUGGGCACGGUAGGGCUUUUGAUUUGCAUGACAGGUGGGAUUAUGUACCAGCAAUCUACAAGCAACAAGUCUAAGGCUGUUAAAGAAGUAAAUGCACAGGGGAAUGAGGAGGAACAACAGGAGCUACUUGAAAUGCAAAGCAACAAACAAAGCAGUAGCGAUGAGAAGCAUGCUACAGAUUCAGGAGAGGGAAAAUGAGAGGUCAGAAAGAAAUCCUCUCACAUUUGCUUCUCAGUUUUCUUAAUAGUGAUAAAGACUAGGUGCGACAAUUUUUCGCGUCUCACCAGUCUGGAAAACCUAUUUGAACACAAUAUCCAUGACUGGAAUCUGGGGAGGGGUCAGGUCCGAAUUGGCUUCUUGGCCGGAUGCCCAAUGUUAUUCUUUUUCUUCUAAUAUAUGUUAUAAUUGAUUUUUUUCUCUUUCUUUUUUUUUUUUUUUUUUUUUUUAAUCUCUACCAGCCCUGGUCAACCUUUGAAGAAUGUUUUAGGAGUUUUUUCAUUCAUUUCAUGUAAUUUUUUAAAAAACAUUUCAAUGAUCCAUAUAGUUGAGGUAGUUAUUUGGUUGGUCCAGCUUUACCGGUUCAUAAAUUGUUUCUAGAAAUGAUGAAAUGUUUACUUUUUCUUUUAACUUUGAGAAUUUCAUUCAUCAAUCUAGUAAUCCAGAUGUUGCAUGGUUAGAUAGAGUAUGCAUCUGAGAUUAUGGCAUGAUAGCUAUGCACAGGUGAAUUGAUCACAAAAAUUAUUCACUGCAUCACUAGAACUCAAAUGAGGUGGUUGAGACCAUAAUUCCUUUAUAUUUAUAUUGGGUUAUGGAGGUCUAUGUUCACUCCAUCUAUAUUCCUUUUCUCUGUAUAUGAUUUGCUUCUCUAGUUGAUUGAGUUUUUCAGCAGGGAACACUCUUGUCACUCUUAAAAUUUAUUUAUUUUCCUUUUCUAGUCCACCUACAACAUUUGAUUUCCCUCCUAUCGGACCUAUCCUUGCAAUUUUCCAAAAAUCUGAGCCCAUAAUUCACGACCAGAAACUCAUGAUUGAAAAAUCUAACCUCAUUGCUGAUUUUAUGCAAGGCGUUACUUUUUAUGCUUUGAGAUGAAAAUGUGGGUGGAAGGUAAGUAGGAAAGAUGGAUGAGGCAUCUCUAGAACAGAAAGAUGUCAUUUUCGUUCUUUGUUUGUUUACUUAGAAAGAAUUAAUAGAAGGAGGUGAAACUUUUCAUUGUUUGGGAAGAGGAAAAAGGAGAUUUUUUAUUUAUUCUUACCAUUACACAUAAAUAUAAUUUGGCAAAAAUGGUAUAAUGUUAUUUCACAUUAUAUAUAGUAAUUAUUAUUCUUUUUCCUCCUCUCUUCCAUCCAAUUUUGGAUGGAUGGUAAAUAGUGAGUUAGGAGCUAUGUUUCAUCCAUCCACCCAUCCACCCAUCCUUCCCAUCCCUCCAACUCUCCCUUGAAACAAAAUGGCGGGGCCAAGUUUCAGGGAGACUGGAAGCUUUUAAGUCGGCGAACAGGUUUAUAUCUGAUCCUCUUGCCACUUAAUUGCCAAAAUUUUUUUUUUUUUCUGUAUGGGUUAGAGGAGACUGCUUAUAAUAUCCUUUUGUUGCUUCUUUUACCUCUCUUUUUUUCACCCUGCAGGUGGCAUGCCCAUAAAUAAAGUCUGGAGACUAGACUAAAUAUGCAUCACUGAUUAGCGGGUGCAGUCAGUUCUAAUUUAUCAGUGUAUUUUAAUUCUAGAGAUGGGAAUAGACCUUAUAUAAUUUGAUGUAAAUUAGAGUAUAUUAAUUAAUAGAGACAGGAUCUAGAAAUUUUUGCAGCAUUUGCUUACAUGAUGGAAGAUAAUGGUAUGAUAUAACUUGCAUUUCAGAUAGUCAUUGAUAAUUAGCUGUGUUUAUUAGCAUCAAGGAUCCUCUAUUUCUUACAAUUUUGGUGUACCUUUUUCAUUCUACUUAAAUAGUUGAAUUACAUAUUUUUUGCCACACAAGGAAGAGUUUAUAAAUUUUCAAAGUGAAACCUUGAAUUGCUUAUCGUUAUGUUAAUCUUAGUUGCUUAGAGUAGCAUGCUAGAGCUUAAGUCCUAUUCCAAUAUUGUUAUUGAAAACAAAUGCUUUAAUAUGUUUUGUUGAUGAAAGUGCAGAUAAGUGUGUGCUGGGACCGAAUUUCAUGAAGAUGACCUUAAUAUUGUAUAUUUUAUCGUGUGAACCAAUCAGUCUCUGACAUGAAAUUAUGCGCUUAUAUAUUAAUAUUUUUAAAUAACUAAUUUCUAAUUUUAGCACUCAGAUAAUAUUCUUUUGUCAAGUGUUAAUUAUCUCUGGAGACAUCUUCAAACAUUUAUAUAUGGAUACCAUAACAUAUAAGUGUAUCAUGCUCAUUCAAGGAAUCAGCACUGUGGUGCACUGGUGCUACCUUCAUGUACUGAUUUUUGAGAGUUUUUCUAGGAAUUGCUCACAAUACCUUGUUAAGUUAAAUUAAUCCAAAUUUUAGAUUUUAUAGUCUGAAAUGCAUGGAAUUAGCCACGUAUUUUUCCUUGGACUGAAAAUCAUAUAUGGAUGGUAAAUAGGAGCUAUGCUUCAUCCAUCCUCCCAUCCCUCCGACUCUCCCUUGUAACAAAAUGCCAGGGCCAAGUUUCAGAGAGACUGGAAGCCUUAAGUCGGUGAACAGGUAUAUCAUAAUUACCAUAAUUAUUUUUCUGUAUGCGUUAGAGGAGACUGCUUAUAUAUCCAUUUGUUGCUUCUUUUACCACAACUUUUUUUACCCCGCAGGUGGCAUGCCCAUAAAUAAGGUAUGCAGACUAAACUAAAUAUGCAUCACUGAUUAGCUGGUGCCGUCAGUUCUAAUUUAUCAGUGUAAUUUUCUUUUAACUCUAGAGAUAGGAAUAGACCUUAUAUAAUUUGAUUUAAAAUAGUAUAUUGAUUAAUAGAGACAGGGCCUAGGAAUUUUCGCAGCAUUUGCUUACAUGAUGGAAGAGAAUGGUAUGAUAUAAUUUGCAUUUCAGAGAGUUAUUGAUAAUUAGCUUUGUUUAUUAGUAUCAAGUAUCCUCUAUUUAUUAUGAUUUUGGUGGACCCUUUUCAUUUGACUUAAAUAUUUGAAUUACAUAUUUGUUCGCCACGCAAAGAAGAGUUUAUAAAUUUUCAAAGUGAAACCUUGAAUUACUUAUAGUUAUGUUAAUCACUUAAUCUUAGUUGCUUAGAGGAGCAUGCUAGAGCUCAAGUCCAAUUCCAAUAUUGUUAUUGAAAGCAAAUGCUUUUAUAUGUUUUGUUGAUGAAAGUGCAGAUAAGUGUGUGAUGGGACCGAAUUUCAUGAAGAUGACCUUAAUAUUGUAUAUUUUAUCGUGUGAACCAAUCAGUCCCUGACAUGAAAGUGUGCGUUUUUUUUAUUUAUUAAUUUUUUUUAAAUAACUAAUUUCUAAUUAGCACUUGGAUAAUAUUCUUUUGUUAAGUGAUACUACGUAAUUAUCUCUGGAGACAUCUUCAAACAUUUAUAUAUGGAUACCCGAACAUAUAAGUGUAUCAUGCUCAUUGAAGGAAUCAGUACUGUGGUUUCAUGUACUGAUCUUUGAGAGUUUUUGUAGCAAUUGCUCACAAUAUGUUGUUACAUUACUAAUCCAAAUUUUAGAUUUUAUUGUCUGAAAUGCAUGGAAUUAGCCACAUAUUUUUCCUUGGACUGAAAAUCGUAUAGAAUUGACAGGCACUGUUGCAUCAGAUAACCCUACAGAGACUUGCCCUACCUUUUUCUCCUCUUGUAGUCCUCUAUUUUUUUUUUUUUUUUU
Messenger RNA from Cornus florida, 5209 nucleotides. Its product is annotated as GDP-mannose transporter GONST3-like. The record is from RefSeq and is a predicted model, not a curated record. Gene Ontology annotation, molecular function: GDP-fucose transmembrane transporter activity; antiporter activity. The transcript has 2 exons. Lineage: Eukaryota; Viridiplantae; Streptophyta; Magnoliopsida; Cornales; Cornaceae. The coding region runs from base 528 to 1658 and encodes 376 amino acids. Gene Ontology annotation, cellular component: Golgi apparatus.